AUGAAGAACGACAAGCAGCCAGACAGCUCGGCCGACGGCAGCUCCUUAACCUGGCGCUACACGCAGCGGUCGCUGCUGAGGACGAACAUCCGCCUGCUGUGGGCGCUGGGCGUGUGGCCGCUGCCCGGCUCCUGGCGGUUCUCGCUGCUCAAGGUGUGGCUGGCAGCGCUGGCCGUCGGCAACGCCAUCGAGAACGUGCUGGGCGUCUGGAAGAACUGGGGAGACCUCACCGAGGUCACCUACUCGCUGCUGAACGCGUUCACGAUAGGCGCCGGCGUGGCCAAGGCAUGCCACCUGAUGCUGCACGAGGAGCGCUACUGUCUGCUGGUGCGGCGCGUGGACCGGCUGGCGAACUCGCAGGGCGGCUACUGCGACGCCGACGCCGGCAUGCUGGCGGUGGCGGUCGGCAGCCGCAGUACGGCGCGCCGAGUCACGCUGGCCGCCUUCGCCUACCUCACGGUGCUCUGCCUCAUCUGGAUGUUUAUGCCGCUGGUGGCGCACCCCGGCGAGCGCCAGCUGCCGUUCAACCACAUCCCCUGGGAGCCGCAGAGCAUGCCGCUCUUCUACGAGCUCUCGUACGCCGUCCAGAGCGCGUCGUCCGUGAUAUACGUCUUCAUCAGUUUCGCCUUCGACUGUUUCUUUGCUGUCGUAAUGAUACUCGUCACCGAGCAGCUUAUGGUCUUGAACUUGCGCAUCAAGCAGCUGUACGCUCCUACCACUGGAGAUGGACCAAUCCAGAAAGAAAAGCAGCUUCCAGACAAAACAAUAACAGACAGGCAUGAAGUAAUGUACAAGCAACUCUGCCUUUGUAUUGAUACUCAUGAAGAUAUUAUCAGGCUGGUGUCGUUCCUGGACAGCGUGAUGCAUCCAAUCGCCUUAACUCAGUUCAUGCUGAGCGUCAUGGCUGCAUGCGUCACCCUCUUCCUGGAAUCAUACAGCCCCGACAGCAGCUCCGUCCUGAACAGCGUGUCCUAUCUGCCCACACCCGGCAUCCAGGUCUAUUUGUACUGCUGGAGUGCACACAACGUUCUCGAAGAGGGGGCUGCGGUGUCGGAGGCGGCGUACGGCUGCUCGUGGUACGAGGGCAGCCCGCGUUUCAAGCGAGCUCUCCGCAUAGUCAUGUGUCGCGCACAGAAGCCGCUGGUGGUCACCGCGGGCAAGCUCUACCCCAUCAGCAGGGCCACCUUCGUCUCGCUGGUGAAUGCCUCGUAUACAUAUUACGCUUUGCUGAGCCGGGUGCACAACCGAGGCUGAGUGUGACAGUAAGCUGUACUUUGAAG
Molecule: messenger RNA, 1280 nt
Organism: Schistocerca piceifrons (Central American locust)
Lineage: Eukaryota; Metazoa; Arthropoda; Insecta; Orthoptera; Acrididae
Product: odorant receptor 43a-like
Exons: 6
Coding region: 1-1254 (417 amino acids)
Biological process (GO): sensory perception of smell; detection of chemical stimulus involved in sensory perception of smell
Cellular component (GO): plasma membrane
Molecular function (GO): olfactory receptor activity; odorant binding
Source: RefSeq, a predicted model, not a curated record